Molecule: messenger RNA, 882 nt
Organism: Rhodotorula toruloides NP11
Lineage: Eukaryota; Fungi; Basidiomycota; Microbotryomycetes; Sporidiobolales; Sporidiobolaceae
Product: zinc finger, MYND-type protein
Exons: 3
Coding region: 1-882 (293 amino acids)
Source: RefSeq, a predicted model, not a curated record
AUGAGCACCCAAGCCGAACACCCAUGUUCCGUGUGCGACCGGAAGACGAAGACGACCUGCGGUGGCUGCCGGGUCGUCUACUUUUGCGACCGCAGCUGCCAGGCUGCCAUUUGGUCGACGCACAAGUGGCUCUGCAAGAACUCGCCCGACAUGUUCACCUUCCCUGCCUUGACGACGGACGAGGCUGCAACGCUCAAGCAGCUUGUAGGCGAUUCGAAUCCCAUUGUCAAGACGGCUAUGAAGCGAAUCAAGCUGAGAGAGCGGGACGGCUGGCAGAGCGGAAAGUACGACAGCUUUAUCGACGACCUCGCACGCGUUGACUGCCCCGUACCUGAACCCCGCCGCUCACUCCGCCUCCUCGAGCUGCACUUCCUCCUGCGCGACCUCCAAACCCGCUCGGUCUCGCCCUCCGUAACCCCGACACCCUGGACCGACGUCGCCUACAUACACUGGAUCAGCUUCGACAGCAUCCAGAUGAUGAACCACUCGCCUCAGCUCCGACGACCCGGCGCGAACCCGCUCGUCCUCCUCAACCAGCCCUUCCGCCAGCUCCUGAUCUACUUCACGCUCGCACAUUGGCGACGCGCGAAACAGUCGCUUCCGAAGCUGCAGAGCGGGUCGGACUUGGUCGAGUUUGCGCUGGACCGGCUCGAGAACAGCGGAGCGGCAGGGCUCGAGCAGUACGCGGGACUGUUGGGUAUCAACGGGAUGUCACUGACAAUGGGCGAUGACGACGGCUCGCCUAUGCCGUACGAGACGCCGGCAGUGAACGCAUUCGGCGCGGGCGGAGGAGCGAUGAACGAACAGAUGAUGGCGCUGAUGCGCGAGCUGGGACUCGACGGCGGCGGUUUGGGCGGGAGCGGUGGAUUCGCUGGGUUGUAG